GGAUCCGGAAAUUAAUGUUCAUGACGCAUGCGCAGAUUUCAUAGCAACAUCGAAGCAUUUUGAGAAAAAUCUUUAUUCAUAUUUUAAUGUUUUGAUAAUUCUAGUAUAUCCUAAAAAUACAUACCAAAAUGGAGGUGGAAAAGAAACAGAAGGUUUCUUUUAUGACCACUAUGGACAGGGAGCUCUUCCCUGUGAAGAUGCCUCCAAACAGAUUUGGGAAUGAGAUUGUGCCUCUAAGAGGAGCUCCACACAGAGGGCCUGGCUGCUACGAAAAUGAAGAUAAAACAAAUUUCAUGUACCAGGUAGAACACAACCUAAACAGUGUCAAAGGAUACACUCUAGGAGCAAGGACGUCCAGGAGGCUCCCCAAAACUGUGGUGUUUGAGACACCAUGCCCAACAGAAUAUCAACAGGAAAACUCAAAGCUCAUGGACUUUGACACAGAUAAGAAACCUUUCCUGGUGGGAGCUGACAGAUUCCCCAUCUACAAGCGGGACAUUGUGGAUGUGCUACCUGGACCAGGGACAUAUGAACACGAAAUUCCCAAAAACCGUAAGGUGCAGUGGCAUCAGUCGUUUGGUGGUACCCCCGUUUUUCUGCCUGAAAUCACAGUACAGAGCACAAUAGGCCAAAACACAGAAAAGUUAUACAGUACAAAAGAAGAGAGGAAAUUUCAUCGGAAACUUGCCUACCUUAAACUCUAUUGGGACUGACAUCAUGUCUAAAAAUAGACUCAAUUAUCCUGAUUAUUUUAAUUUUUGUGGUAUAAAGAGAAAUAAUGCAAUGUGUUUAUAUUUUAAACAUAUAUUUUUACCAUCUCACAAAUUUCAUAACUUGCUGGUUCUUUUUUUAUCAGUGCUGUGUAUUCAGCUUUUUCUAGUUUUAAAAAAAUGUACACUUUUUUUUUAACUUUUAAUGCUACAAAAGCAGAAGUUUUCAUUAAUAAAGAUAUCAUUAUGCAGUGCUGAAUUCACUGUUGCUAGUAAUAUAGAAAUAACAAAAUCUUGCGUAAAAAUGUAUGAUACUAUACAUGUACAUUUGUAUUAUUAAAUAUUAAAAAUGAAUGAUGAGAAUUAAUGAAUCUCUUGUUAGACUCAGUUUUGGUAUUCUGUACUGGACUGUUCAUUCGAUUGUGUAAUGUAUAGAUUUGGUUAAAUCAUGAGAUGAUCGAGUGUUGUGUGCCAGGCAUUGAUUACAUUAUAUGGGGAGGGCAUAUGUUUAUAUAAUGAUCCUCAUAGGAAAGAUGUAAACUGUUUAUUCUUGAUUGUUUAAGUUGUAGAGGGAAUUCUGUGGAGACCUUGUUAUCAUGUGAAGUCUGUUGUUAUCAUUUACAUGUACUAUGUAUAAGUAUUAACUCUCUUUGAAUAAAGAUAUGAUAUUGUUG
Magallana angulata is the source of this 1384-nucleotide messenger RNA. Its product is annotated as protein pitchfork-like. The transcript is spliced from 6 exons. Gene Ontology annotation, molecular function: cytoskeletal protein binding. The coding region runs from base 129 to 713 and encodes 194 amino acids. The record is from RefSeq and is a predicted model, not a curated record. Gene Ontology annotation, biological process: regulation of cell projection organization. Gene Ontology annotation, cellular component: ciliary basal body. Lineage: Eukaryota; Metazoa; Mollusca; Bivalvia; Ostreida; Ostreidae.